AUGGGGGGUUCAAUAUCCAAGAUGAUGGCCAAGGUCUUCGGCUCCAAGGAGAUGCGCCUGCUGAUGCUGGGCCUCGACGCUGCCGGAAAGACCACCAUCCUCUACAAGCUCAAGCUCGACCAGGACGUCACCACCAUCCCCACCGUCGGCUUCAACGUCGAGACCGUCACAUACAAGAACACCAAAUUCAACGUCUGGGACGUCGGCGGCCAGGACAAGAUCCGUCCGCUCUGGAGACACUACUUCUCUGGUAUGUUGGGCCGCGGAGGCACGGUUCCGGGCACCCAAGGUCUCAUCUUCGUCAUCGACUCCAACGACCGCACCCGUAUCGACGAGGCCAAGCAGGAACUCACAAGGAUUAUCCAGGACCGAGAAAUGAAGGAUGCGCUGUUGCUGGUGUUUGCGAACAAGCAGGAUCUCAGCGGAGCUAUGCGACCAAAGGAAGUCUCGGACCGUCUGCAAUUAGACAAGAUCGCCAAAGACCACGUAUGGAAGGUGGAGCCCAGCUGCGCGACAACAGGAGAGGGUAUCUUUGAGGGAUUGGCCUGGCUCUCCAACAACGUCAAGCUACCACCCGGCGCCAAAUAA
Alternaria ethzedia is the source of this 588-nucleotide messenger RNA. RefSeq names its product ADP-ribosylation factor, Arf Arf6 (gene ARF6). Gene Ontology annotation, biological process: vesicle-mediated transport; intracellular protein transport. The record is from RefSeq and is a predicted model, not a curated record. Bases 1 to 588 code for a protein of 195 amino acids. The transcript is spliced from 5 exons. Gene Ontology annotation, molecular function: GTPase activity; GTP binding. Gene Ontology annotation, cellular component: cytoplasm. Lineage: Eukaryota; Fungi; Ascomycota; Dothideomycetes; Pleosporales; Pleosporaceae.